This is a messenger RNA of Candidula unifasciata, 912 nucleotides long. NCBI's taxonomy places the organism in Eukaryota, Metazoa, Mollusca, Gastropoda, Stylommatophora, Geomitridae. The record is from the annotation of a GenBank genome assembly.
AUGGACCCAUUAUUUCUAGCCUACAGUUAUUUUAGGAGAAGAAAAUUUAAAGAAAGCGUUGACAUUUGUACAAAGAUUCUGGCAAAAAAUCCAUAUGAUCAAGCUGCCUGGCUGUUAAAGACGCGAGCAUUAACAAGUCAAGUCUACGUGGAUGAGGUGGAAGUAGAUGAGGAGGGUAUUGCAGAGCUGCUAUUAGAUGACAAUGUUAUUGCAAAUGUUGCUCGACCAGGAACUUCCUUACGGAAACCAGAUACAACACAUGAAGGACCUAGUCAAGCUGUUAGGCCAACAAGUCAAGGGGGUCGACCUCUUUCUGGAUUUGUUCGUCCAGGCACUCAGUCUGGACGCCCAGGAACAGUGGAGCAGGCAUUGCGUACACCACGCACUGCCCAUACGGCUCGACCGGUCACUAGUGCAUCAGGAAGAUUUGUUCGACUUGGAACAGCUUCAAUGCUGUCAAACCCAGAUGGUCCAUUCAUUAACAUUGCCAGACUGAACUUGAACAAAUAUGCAGCAAGAUCUAAUUUAGCCAAGGGACUUUUUGAGUAUAUCUUUCAUCAUGAGAAUGAUGUGCGCAAUGCAUUAGAGCUGGCGGCACUAGCCACAGAGGCAAGUCAGUUUAAUGACUGGUAUUGGAAAGUUGCCCUGGCAAAGUGUUACUACAGACUAGGUAUGUACAGAGAUGCAGAGAAGCAACUUCGUUCUUCACUAAAGACUGAUGAAGUGAUUGAUGCCUACCUUUACCUGGCCAAAGUUUACUGCCGAUUGGACCAGCCUUUGGCGGCCAUUGAGGUGUACCAACAGGCCUUGAAUCAGUUUCCAGGAGAAACUGCUUUGCUUAUAGGCAUCGCCAGAAUUCAUGAGGUUUUAGAUUUUGUUUUCAUAGAAUAUCAUAGAUUGCAAAAGGAAUAA